CAUAAGGAGGCGGGACCCUCACCGGUGGAGGUCGGAUGUCGCCUGACCGGAUGAUAGCAAGAAGUUUUGUUUUAUGAGUUUACGAAUGAUUGAUCCUCAGAUCAGUGCACGGAUCUUAACGAAUACGCCCUAAUACGCGGCAUCUGUCCGUCAGCGAGUGUUUGAUCAGUUAUUUAUCUCAGACAGACUGAUCUGAAAGGGUUUGAAGGGUGGAAACUGAGCACUUGGAAGUAACCCGAGCGCCCUGCUGCCGCGAGCCCGUUCCUGCGCGCGGAGAGACGGUCAGAAACCAUGGGCAACCGGGGGAUGGAGGACUUGAUCCCCCUGAUCAAUAAACUCCAAGAUGCUUUCAGUUCCAUUGGCCAAAGUUGUAACUUGGAUCUGCCGCAGAUCGCCGUGGUCGGAGGACAGAGCGCCGGAAAAAGCUCGGUGCUGGAGAAUUUCGUCGGGAGGGAUUUCCUUCCCCGAGGCUCCGGAAUCGUCACCCGCAGGCCUCUCAUUCUGCAGCUAGUAAACAACAAAGCUGAAUAUGCGGAAUUCUUGCACUGCAAAGGGAGAAAGUUUGUGGACUUUGAUGAAGUCCGGCAAGAAAUUGAAGCCGAGACCGACAGGAUCACUGGCUCCAAUAAGGGCAUCUCUCCUAUUCCCAUCAACCUGAGGGUUUACUCUCCACACGUCCUGAAUCUGACCCUCAUCGAUUUGCCCGGUAUGACUAAGGUUGCGGUGGGCGACCAGCCGCCAGACAUCGAGCACCAGAUUCGAGACAUGAUUCUGCAGUUCAUCACUAGAGAAAGCUGCCUGAUCCUGGCGGUCACCCCGGCCAACACUGACCUGGCCAACUCAGACGCUCUCAAGGUGGCGAAGGAAGUGGACCCUCAAGGACUGCGUACCAUCGGUGUGAUUACUAAACUGGAUCUAAUGGAUGAGGGUACAGACGCACGGGAUAUCCUGGAAAAUAAACUCUUACCACUGCGCAGAGGUUAUAUUGGUGUAGUGAAUCGUAGUCAGAAAGACAUAGAUGGCAGGAAGGACAUUCGUGCUGCACUGGCAGCCGAAAGGAAGUUUUUCCUGUCCCACCCCAGUUACAGACACAUGGCUGAACGAAUGGGAACACCGCACCUACAGAAGACCCUCAACCAGCAAUUAACCAACCACAUCCGGGACACGCUACCCGGCCUGCGCAGCAAACUCCAGUCUCAGCUUCUCUCUCUGGAAAAAGAGGUGGAAGAGUAUAAGAACUUCCGCCCGGAUGACCCUACGCGAAAAACCAAGGCCCUUCUGCAGAUGGUCCAGCAGUUUGGAGUGGACUUUGAGAAGCGCAUCGAGGGGUCCGGAGACCAGGUGGACACUGCAGAGCUGUCCGGAGGUGCCAGGAUUAACCGAAUUUUCCAUGAGCGCUUCCCCUUCGAGCUGGUCAAGAUUGUGUUUGACGAGAAGGAGCUCCGGCGAGAAAUCAGUCACGCCAUUAAGAACGUCCAUGGUGUCAGAACGGGGUUGUUCACCCCUGAUCUGGCCUUUGAGACUAUAGUGAAAAAACAGAUCCGCAAACUGAAAGAGCCCAGCCUGAAAUGCGUGGACCUGGUGGUGUCCGAACUCACCACCCUCGUCAGGAAAAGUGGCAACAAGCUAGGCUCUUACCCCAGACUGCGAGAAGAGACCGAGAGGAUUGUCACUACUUAUGUCAGAGAGAGAGAAGGCAAGACCAAGGACCAGGUCCUUUUGCUGAUUGACAUUGAGCUGUCAUACAUUAACACAAACCAUGAGGACUUCAUUGGAUUUGCAAACGCCCAGCAAAGGAAUGUUGUCAACAAGAAAAGAGCCAUUCCCAACCAGGGUGAAAUACUGGUGAUCCGUAAAGGCUGGCUAACCCUCCACAUCAGCAUUAUGAAGGGUGGCUCCAAGGAGUACUGGUUCGUCCUGACGGCCGAAUCACUGUCCUGGUACAAGGACGAGGAGGAAAAAGAGAAGAAAUACAUGCUUCCUCUGGACAACCUGAAGCUCAGAGACGUGGAGAAAGGCUUCAUGUCCACUAAGCAUAUUUUUGCAAUCUUCAACACUGAGCAAAGGAACGUGUACAAGGACUUGCGUCAGAUCGAGCUGGCCUGUGAUACGCAGGAGGACAUGGACAGCUGGAAAGCCUCUUUUCUCCGAGCAGGCGUUUAUCCUGAGAAAGAUCAGGUGGAGUCAGAAGAGGCCGCUCCAGCCGACACCUUCUCCAUGGACCCUCAGCUGGAGAGGCAGGUGGAGACCAUCCGUAAUCUGGUGGACUCUUACAUCAGUAUCGUCAACAAGACCAUCAGAGACCUCAUGCCCAAGACUAUCAUGCACCUCAUGAUCAACAACGCUAAAGACUUCAUCCACUCAGAGCUGCUGGCGUACCUGUACUCCUCGGGUGAUCAGAACAGUCUGAUGGAGGAGUCUGCUGACCAGGCCCAGCGCAGAGACGAGAUGCUGCGUAUGUACCACGCCAUAAAAGAGGCCCUCAACAUCAUCGGUGACAUCAGCACCACCACUGUGUCCACUCCUGCUCCUCCGCCCGUCAACGACAGCUGGAUUCCAGAGACAAGCCCCACCCCCCAGCACAGACCGGCUACAUCGGCUCCGCCCCCCAGCAGGCCUCCUGCAGUGAGAGGUCCAACGCCAGGCCCGCCCACUCUUAACCCCAUCCCCUCCUUUGUAGCCCCGCCCAUUCCCUCUCGCCCAGGCCAAGAUCCUUUCACUGCGCCCCCUCAGAUCCCCUCCCGCCCCGCCCGCAUCCCCCCGGGCAUCCCCAGCAGAAGACCCCCUGGCGCUCCCAACCGGCCCACCAUUAUCCGCCCCGCCGAGCCCUCCCUGCUAGACUAGCCACCAUAGUCUGACCGAAAGAAAGAGAGAGAGAGAGGAAGGGCUGGAGAACUGCACUGAAACACGUGCAUGUGUGUCUACACAUACCGCCUGACCAAUAGACCUAAAUAAUCCACUCAAACUGUUCUCUGAUCAGCGCUGCUAGGCUAGUCACAUCCGUACUUUUAAAGGCCAGAGGUCUAAAUUAAGCACAUAAAUAUUCAAAUAAAAUUAUUGUUGUUGUUAUGUUGUUCAAAUUUAGAGUGAACUAAAGGGUGAUAUGGCCUCCAGCUUUCAGUUAUUUCAUCACUCAAAUAGGUCAGUUGACCACCAGGGGGUAUCCUACUCAACUUGUGUUGACGAACCAACAUUACCUCCUCUCUGACUAGUGGUUUAAUGUGGGAUAAGAUGUAUACAAGCACUGUGCGAGCUAGUUGCUGUUAAACUAGCCUGUCUUCUUUCUGUUCUUGGGUAACUUAAGGGUUGUUGAAGACUCUUUCUUGUUAUAGACACACUUCCUUAUGUGUUUUUGUUUUCAUUCUGUUUUCUUGACCAUCUAACAUGAUCUGCUGAAACAAGACACCAUGUUGUUAUUGCUAUGUGGGAUUGAUUUUGACCUGAUUUCUUUGCUUUUCAUGUUCAAUUGGCCGUUUAUGUUUUGACAUCCUUCAAAACGGCACUUUUAAGUACCAAGCGACUGUUAAUUAUGACUCAGUAGCCGAAAAUAACCAAAUCAGAGAAAAGCAAACAUAGUCAAAAAACUAGACGUUGACACUCAUAUUUGGAGUCGUCUUCCUGUUGUGUCGGGAAAUUUGGUUAUUGAAAAGCACUUCUUGUUCUCGGGUGAUGGGAAUUUCUUAGAUAGAUAGAAGAGGAGGUGGGGCUUGUAUGCAAAUCUCUGUAAUGAUCGGUAAUGAUCAAAUCAAAUAAUGAUUUGUGUAUAUGAACAUAAUCCUGGAAGGCAUGGGCCGACCUGUCAGAGCUCAGAGCUCAGGUAACAUCCGUCUCCAAAUGUCGCUUAGCGUUCUGAUCAUCGUAACUUAAAUUAAUCUGCAUUGCGCUUUUAUUUUCAUUCAGGGAUAGUGAGGGUCGGGGGAGGGUUUAUUGGCGGGAAAAACACCAGGGUGCUACAGGAAGUAGGAAUGCACUCAAACACAGGGUCGCUGAACAUGGUACAUGCAGGUUUAUUUGCGGUCUACGGCGUUUGCUUUAUGGAACCAGUCCGCUCUUGCUUUCAAAGACACAGGGAACUUUCUGAACGCAAAAAAACAGUGAAUCUUUAACAUAGACAUCAUAUUAAUGUACUAACAAGUGUAUUUUUGAGUGUAUUAUUUAUAAUCUGGGAAUUUGUCUUUGUGUUGAUUUGCAUUUUUGACAAACUGUUUGCUUCUGAGUAGAACGACAGAUACUAUUCGCUAUCGACAGAUUUCUGCCCUUCGGUUGCGUUAACAAUGGUUGAACAGAAUUCAGAGUGAACACGGUCCAGCUGGUUUCCUGUUGAUCCUGUUUUGAUUGCGGAGUCUCUGAUGUUUGCUUUUUUUUUUUUUUUGAUGUGCGUGCAAGGAAAUGGGCCGUGACGAAUUUUGCUUUCUUGAUUAACUUGAGGAUACGAAUAGGGAUUUGGUGUGAGCGGGUCUUUGAUUUUGCAUCGAUUCGUCUGUAAAUAAUUGAAGGCUUGGAGUCGGACUUGAGAUGAAAUUUAAAAAUAUUAGCUGCAGAUUUCAGGGCCAAACGCUCUUUAAUCACUCCUGUGUGUUAUGGCUACAGUGAUGGCAACCGCUGCCCCUUCAGUCAUUUCGAGGCUUGAAUUCAAAUUGUAUCCAGUCGUAUGUUUUCUGAUUUCAAAUUAUUUCAAUAUCUGUUAAGAACUGGAUAAUGCUCAGAUCACUGCAGCCAUAACUUUCUCUCUAGCCAUUGGUUAUGGUGACCCGAUCCCCGUCUCUCCUUCUAAUAAUUGUCUUUUUGUAUGGAGUGAGGGACUGAGGACAUAUUUACCAUCCUUUUCAUGCUUUUGGAAUAACAAAUCAUUGUCAAGUGCCUGUGUAGCAAUUAAAAUGGAAAGUGAGAUGAUAAUAAAAGGUGUUGUGUAAAAUAAAGAUCUGGUUCUCUGGUG
Molecule: messenger RNA, 4936 nt
Organism: Carassius gibelio (silver crucian carp)
Lineage: Eukaryota; Metazoa; Chordata; Actinopteri; Cypriniformes; Cyprinidae
Product: dynamin-2
Exons: 21
Coding region: 292-2844 (850 amino acids)
Cellular component (GO): membrane; microtubule; cytoplasm
Molecular function (GO): GTP binding; GTPase activity; microtubule binding
Source: RefSeq, a predicted model, not a curated record